Messenger RNA from Myotis brandtii (Brandt's bat), 582 nucleotides. RefSeq names its product family with sequence similarity 156, member A (gene FAM156A). NCBI's taxonomy places the organism in Eukaryota, Metazoa, Chordata, Mammalia, Chiroptera, Vespertilionidae. The record is from RefSeq and is a predicted model, not a curated record.
AUGUUGCAUCCCAUGUCAUCUCUGGGUGCAUUGAUGCACCGCUUUUCUAAAACCCUGCAUAACUGCCCAUGGGGCCUCGGUGAAGGGAACCCCAGUCCUGGCACCACCUGUCCUGCCCCUCUACCGGGGCUGCUCCAGCAGCGGCACAGAGGUGAGGAAACCCUGCAAGAGAGGCCCUGGGAAAGGACAGCGUCCCCUCAGAGAAAAACAUUUCUGGGACACCUGAGACGGAGACACGUUGAUCCCGUGGCCCCUUAUCGGGAGAGGGAAGCCGGAGUCUCUUCCUCAGGUGGGAGAGAUCAGAACCGAUUUAGGUGUGAAUGUCAGUACUGCCACAGCCACGGGCCACAUGUGGGUGGGAUGCCUGCGGAGAGGAAGGGGGUCCCACUUCCUCCCUCCCGGGAAAGCCUCCUACAGGGCCUUGUGGGCUUGAGGCGCAGCCUGGGUCCCAGUCGGCCCGGCCUUCCCUCAGAAGGGCCGCUCCAACAGCAGCACGGACAGGACAAGCUCGAACUGGAGGGGCGGCAGGACAGCAAAAGCAUGUUCCAGAGGCUCCUCAAACGGCGGUUGAAGGACAACUGA